Molecule: messenger RNA, 1250 nt
Organism: Astyanax mexicanus (Mexican tetra)
Lineage: Eukaryota; Metazoa; Chordata; Actinopteri; Characiformes; Acestrorhamphidae
Product: golgin subfamily A member 6-like protein 22
Exons: 4
Coding region: 53-1105 (350 amino acids)
Source: RefSeq, a predicted model, not a curated record
CUCAGGCUUGAAUAGUUAUGUUAAGGGUUGAAGACUAAAGUAUUGAAUAUCAAUGAAUCUCUGUGUUCCGACAGGAUCCAAGGAUGCAGUUCUGGUUGUUCUUCAUCACACAUUUGAUCCAGAGUUAGUAGUACCAGACAGCAGCAGGAGUGUGAACAGAGAGAAUACUCUCACUGUGGACUGUCUGUUUCAUGAGGGCAGAGGAUUACUGCAGUGCUACAGGAACCAGGAAGCUCUGGAGAAAGUCAUAAGAUGGGUAAAAAUACAGAAUGUUCCACAGACGGCCCAUGCAAACAGGUUCAGGAGGCCACAUGGACCCACAGCAAACCCCACAGAUACUCAAAUCAAACAACCUAAACAUCAACUCCAGGGAAAAGAUGAAAUCCUUCAGCAACAUCAACAUGAACUCCAGAGGAGAGAUGAAGUUAUUAGGCAACUUGAACAUGAACUCCAGAAAAAAGAACAUGAACUCCAGAGAAAAGACAAAGUCCUUCAGCAACAACAACAAGAACUCCAGAGAAAAGAAAAGGAACUCCAGAGAAAAGACAAAGUCCUUCAGCAACAACAACAAGAACUCCAGAGAAAAGAUCAGAAAAAAGUCUUUGGGAUGGUGAUAAAGAAGAUCCGCCCAAUAACUAAACAUGAUUCCAGGAAUCAGAGACAGUUAAAAGAAAAUCAAGUUGAAGAUCCGAGGGAACUUCUGACUGAAGCAGAAAAACUGAAAAUCACAGAUAAAGAAAUCACACAAAAACCAGACAUGGCUGAGAAAAUGUUCAACCGUGACUCAAGAAACUCCAUCCGGGAAACUGAGAAACGUGAUCGCGGUGCAUCAAAACUGUACAAGAAAUCCAAGUUUAAACAGGAGAAUGAGGAACGUAGGAAUCCUGAUGAGUCUAAAUCACUCAAGCAGCAAAUCGUUCAAACAGAAAAGAAAGAUAAAAGAACACCUCCACCAGAAAUUAAAGGUCUUUUUAGUGGGAAUCCUCCAGAUCUCAGCCAGGCUGGUGCUUCCAUCCCAACCCAGAAACAUGAGACAAGACGAAGUUUUAAAGAAACUGGAGCUGUUCAAAAGAGGUCUUUACAUCAAUUUCGCUCCAUGCCAUGAGAUUUACAGAUGCAGUUAAAGAGACAGGAAGAUCCAAAGAACCAGGUGAACAACAAUCAACCUGAACCUCCUAAUCAAUACAAACCACGGCGCAGAAAAAGAGUAGUAUUAAAAAAACAAGAUUCAGAUCAAGAGGAAGAUCUUA